UUUUUUUGCUGUGGGGAUCCAUUUAAUGCUGAAGGAGUAGACUUGCUGAAAGAAAAUGAUGAAAUAUGCGGUAUUUUCUCAGACCCUAAGGUUUCAAACGGUGACAAUGUUAGAAUGGGAUCUCGGCCGUGGAUGGCCCUACUCGAGUAUAAUACGACACAGCCUUUUAGAGCACGGUUUAAAUGUGGCGGCACUCUGAUUACUUCGAAAUUUGUCUUGACGGCUGCGCACUGUAUCAAAGAUACCCUGGUAUCCGUUCGUUUAGGAGAAUAUGAUCUUAAUAAGACCGAUGACUGUGUGUUCUUUGGCAAUGAGAAAAUAUGUCUGGAUAGUCCCCUGGACGUCCCCAUAGAAAAAAUGUUCGUUCACGGGGGAUUUAAUAAAACAAGAUUAGUGAACGAUAUAGCGUUGAUCCGCCUAAAAGACCCAGUCCGCUUCACCGAUUGGAUUCGACCCAUAUGCCUUCCAAUGUCACUAGAUCUUCAGUUGGAGAGUCAAAGUACAACCAAACCACUGGAGGUAGUCGGCUGGGGGAUUACGGAACUUAAUCAACUCUCAAACGUCCCCAAAAAGGCAUUUAUUAGACGUCUGCCAUUAACCCAGUGCAUCUUCGAUAUAAGGGACAAACGAUUCUGCGCCACGGCCGAUGAAGUCGAUAGCUGCCAGGGUGACUCCGGUGGACCUCUGGCGUUUCACGCUUUAUACAAUGGAAAACAGCGUUUGGUUCAACUGGGAAUCGUGAGCUACGGGUACGAGAAGUGUCGUGAACAUCCAUAUGCGUUCUAUACUGAUGUUGCUGAAUAUAUGGGUUGGAUAACCGAAACCAUUGCGAAACAAGAAAAUGGCCCUUAACUGAA
Messenger RNA from Drosophila bipectinata, 857 nucleotides. RefSeq names its product serine protease grass-like. The record is from RefSeq and is a predicted model, not a curated record. Gene Ontology annotation, biological process: proteolysis. Gene Ontology annotation, molecular function: serine-type endopeptidase activity. Lineage: Eukaryota; Metazoa; Arthropoda; Insecta; Diptera; Drosophilidae.